Molecule: messenger RNA, 3199 nt
Organism: Maniola jurtina (meadow brown)
Lineage: Eukaryota; Metazoa; Arthropoda; Insecta; Lepidoptera; Nymphalidae
Product: zinc finger protein 846-like
Exons: 9
Coding region: 17-2599 (860 amino acids)
Biological process (GO): regulation of transcription by RNA polymerase II
Molecular function (GO): DNA-binding transcription factor activity; RNA polymerase II cis-regulatory region sequence-specific DNA binding
Source: RefSeq, a predicted model, not a curated record
UUGCGGACGGAAUUGUAUGGGAAAGGCUAAUCCAUAUACAUCGAUGUUCAGAUCAGCUAGUCACGCUGGUGGUCAUUGGAGCACUGCCCUGCAGCCCGCUUGCAGCAACGCAACAGCUUUCAAAGAGUUAUCAAAUAUCCCGAGUGAAGUGCAUCUCCGUGCUGCCUGGCUCAGAGCCCUCGGCAAACAAGACAACCUACCAGACUCUGCUGUGGUCUGCUCGCAGCAUUUUCUCAAUGAAGACAUUUAUGAAACAGAAAGUGGCUCAAGGCAAAUUCGUUCUCAUGCUGUUCCUUCAACAGUGCAGGUUUGCAUGAUAUGCCUAGACACUGACAGCAAGCUGAUACUAAUGAGUAAAUACGCAUUGGAAGAAUCAUAUGAAAAGUUAACUGGAGAGCCUUUGUGUGAUCAAGGAAACCUAAAACCAACACCUUGUGUACAAUGUGCUCAGAGAUUGAUAAAUUUUAAUAGAUUUAGAGACAAGAGCUUGAGAGCCCGUGCACUGAUGAUGGACUUAGUUCAAAAACAUGGAUUAAUUACAGGACAACAUAUAAAACUGAUAAACCGCACAAAACACCAACUAAAGAGUAAUAUGGUGUUCACAACGCUAGGGCCUGACCACUGUGACUUGCACAUACUAGAACACCCCUCAGAAGACAACCAGAAAGAAUUAGAGGAAACCAGACUGGAAAGUAUCAUUAAAAUUGAAGGAAAUGAUGAGUCCAUGACGGCUGAUGAAGACAUGAAAAUGGAGAAUGAAGAUGACAAUAAUGUCAGUGACUUUAUUCGGGACCCAUUAAAGUACGAAAGUGCUCCCUUCCAAUGUACAUUUUGUUGGGAGGAGUUUGUCCAUGAACAUGCGUACAUGCAACAUAUGUGCACAUAUCUCCAGGACGGUAACGGCGAUGGUGAAUAUGAGACGUCACAAGUAAGCAAGCCUCAUACAGCUGUGAGCUCCAGCUCUGCACACUCUGCACUCAGCACUGAGAUGAAGCAUGCAGGUCCCAGUACUUCCACACACGCCGCGAUGGCCUUAGUCAUUCCUGACAAAGAGCCAGCAAAUGAAGAUACCGAUGCAGUCCGGGAAAGUAAACCAGUAUUUGAACUAAACAAUGGCGCAUUCGAUAACCAUACAUCCGAUAUCAGCUGCAAAAGGAACAUAAACAUUAGUAGAUUAACAAAUUGCGUAGUUAAAUUAUAUGACAUUUUCAAAAACCCUAAGGUCAAUCAGAACAUUGCCUCUAAAGAUAUCAAUUAUCAUGCAAAUGAAAUCCCUACGACAGUAGACGUUGGACCAGACAUUAAUACAGUUAAAGCUUUACAAAGUAAAACUGAUUGUUUGAAGAAUGACAAUAACAUGCAAUGUAAUAAUUCUUUAGAAAAUAGUUCACACGUCGAGGAAAGAGGGUUCAUUUGUGACAUUUGUAGAAAAAUGUAUAACCGAAAAUGUCUCUUAGUUAAACACAUAAAGACUCACAGUGAAGUCGGACUGUUCACUUGCAACAUUUGCCAGUACAAAUGUAAAUAUCAAAGUUAUUUGAAGAUUCAUAUGAGAACUCACACUGGUGAAAAACCUUUCUUGUGUAAGUUAUGCAAUUACAGAUGUAUACAAAGUAGCUAUCUAGUGCAGCACAUGAGAACCCACACUGGUGAUAGACCUUUCUCAUGUAAGUUAUGCGACUACAAAUGUGCAACAAAUAGCAGUCUAGUGACGCACAUGAGAACCCACACUGGUAUCAAACCUUUCUUGUGCAACUUAUGCAAUUACAAAUGUACAGAAAAUAGCACUCUAGUGACGCACAUGAGAACCCACACUGGUGAAAGACCUUUCUCUUGUAAGUCAUGCAAUUACAAAUGUGCAACAAAUAGCACUCUAGUGAUGCACAUGAGAACCCACACUGGUCAAAGACCUUUCCCGUGUAAGUUAUGUGAUUACAAAUGUGCAAGAAAUAGCACUCUAGUGAAGCACAUGAGAACCCACACGGGUGAAAAACCUUUCUCGUGUAAGUUAUGCAAUUACAAAUGUGCAAGAAAUGACACUCUAGUGAGGCACAUGGGAACCCACACUGGUAAAAAGCCAUACUCCUGCAAGAUAUGCGAGUACAAAUGUGCAAAUAGUAGUCAUCUAGUUCAGCACAUGAGAACCCACACUGGUAUCAAACCUUUCUUGUGCAACUUAUGCAAUUACAAAUGUACACAAAGUAGUAGUCUUGUGCAGCACAUGAGAACCCACACUGGUGAAAGACCUGUCUCGUGUAAGUUAUGCAAUUACAAGUGUUCACAAAGUAGUCAUCUAGUGCAGCACAUGAGAACCCACACUGGUAUCAAACCUUUCUUGUGCAACUUAUGCUAUUACAAAUGUACACAAAGUAAUAGUCUUGUGCAGCACAUGAGAGCCCACACUGGUGAAAGACCUUUCUUGUGUGAGUUAUGUGAUUACAAAUGCGCACGAAAUAGCACUCUAGUGACGCACAUGAGAACCCACACGAAGCCAUACUCCUGCAAGAUAUGCAAGUACAAAUGUGCACAUAAAGCUAGUCUAAUGAGUCAUAUAAGAACUCACACUGCCAUUGGUGAAACGCCUUCAUCAAGUUCGUGAACCGCACGUCUCACUCCACCACCGGAGAAUGCUCGGGAGAUAAACUCUACAACAGACAGUGUGUAGUGUUCUUUGUGUAGAGUGUAUCUUGGAGGAUCUGGGUAUGAGUGAUAUGACACACCCACUUUGGGAUGCCCUGACAUUAAUGAAGACACUACACGUUAUUAUUAUAUUAUGAUUAUUCGUCAGAAAAUAGUUAUUAAAAUAUAAGGUUACUUUUUAAGUCGAACGACAUUGUCCUAGGCUGAUUACUAUAUUCUGACACGCGUAGGAUAAACCAGUUUGACGUAGCAUAAUUUAAGUAGUUUGGACUUAGGCCUGAAAUCAAGUUGCAAACGCAUAACUGUUAAAUUACUUAUUACUUAAUAUUAUUGAUACAACCUUUUUUAUUUAGUAUAAUUAUUUUAAUAUGUAUAUAUAUCUUAGAUUUGAUUAUAAUAUUACAUACUACGACCGAAUCGACAAACGUCGAUUGAACAUAUUUUAUUGUCAGCGCUUGUUGACUAUUUCAUGAAAUGCCACCAUUUUAAUUCUACGAUCUGGCUAUGACAUAGAUAAGAAUGUUUAAUGUGGGAUAGUAUUAAAAGUAUAACAAUUAAA